This is a messenger RNA of Lathyrus oleraceus (garden pea), 4976 nucleotides long. RefSeq names its product pleiotropic drug resistance protein 3. Gene Ontology annotation, molecular function: ABC-type transporter activity; ATP binding; ATP hydrolysis activity. The coding region runs from base 335 to 4708 and encodes 1457 amino acids. The transcript has 23 exons. Gene Ontology annotation, cellular component: membrane. NCBI's taxonomy places the organism in Eukaryota, Viridiplantae, Streptophyta, Magnoliopsida, Fabales, Fabaceae. The record is from RefSeq and is a predicted model, not a curated record.
GUUGUAGAGAGUCAAUGAAGGGAAUAGAGAUGAACAAAUUAUAAAAUAAUAAUUUGCAGAGAACCAAAAUAAACAAACUCCAAUCUAACAACCAAACAACUCUCUCUUCAUGUGAACCUUUGACAAUCCUAUAACCAAAUUGGUUUUGUUUCUUAAUCAAGAGUCACUCUCAAGAAGUGGCUGCUUUUCAAAACCACUUUCAAACACAAUCAAAUUCUGUUUCCUCCUUCAAAAUCUCUAAACAAUCAUUUCAAUCUUUGCACGCCACAUGUUUGUGAUUAUUACAGUUUAAAAGCUUCACUUCAGUAGCUGCUGAUUGAAGUUAAGAUUAGUAAUGGAGUUAACUCCAAGAGGAAGAAAUCAAGGUCAUGUUGUGACUUUUGACAGAGAUGCAGAUUCAUUUGUGGAGGAAGAUAAAGAGCUUCAAUCUAAAUGGGCUGCUAUAGAGAAACUACCAACUUUCAAAAGGAUUAAAACUUCUUUUGUUGAUGAAAUCACUCAGGAGGAAAGUGGUAGUAGAUGGCAAAGAAGUAGUAGUAAAAGGGUUGUUGAUGUUACUAAACUUGGAGCUGUUGAUAAGCGGUUGUUUAUUGAUAAGCUCAUCAAGCAUAUUGAGAAUGAUAAUCUCAACUUGUUGCAGAAACUUAGAGAAAGGAUGGAAAGAGUGAAUGUGAAGUUACCUAGUGUGGAGGUAAGGUACAAGAACCUGAAUGUAGAAGCAGAAUGUGAGGUUGUUCAAGGGAAGCCACUUCCUACUCUAUGGAAUUCUUUUUCUAGCUUAUUUUCAGAUUUAGUGAAGACUAUAUCAUGCAGUUCUCAAGAAACCAAAUUGGGCAUUCUGAAAGAUGUCAGUGGCAUCAUAAAGCCGGCAAGGCUUACUCUUCUUCUGGGUCCACCUAGCUGUGGGAAAACUACCUUACUAAUGGCAUUGGCUGGAAAACUAGAUCAAUCUCUCGAGGUUUCUGGAGAAAUCUGUUACAAUGGUCACAGACUAGAUGAAUUUGUUCCUCAAAAAACAUCAGCUUACAUAAGCCAGUAUGACCUUCACAUUCCUGAGAUGACAGUCAGGGAAACUAUUGACUUCUCGGCACGUUGUCAGGGGGUUGGAAGCAGAGCUGAUAUAAUGACUGAAAUCACUAGGAAAGAAAAAGAACAAGGAAUCUUCCCUGACCCGGAUAUUGAUACUUAUAUGAAGGCUAUUUCUGUUGAAGGACAAAGCGAAAAUCUUCAAACGGAAUAUGUUUUAAAGAUACUUGGAUUGGAUAUCUGUGCUGACACUCUGGUUGGAGAUGCACUAGAUAGAGGCAUUUCAGGUGGACAGAAGAAAAGGCUAACUACAGGAGAGAUGAUUGUAGGUCCCAUAAAAGCACUUUUUAUGGAUGAAAUAUCAACUGGGUUAGACAGCUCCACUACUUUUCAAAUAGUUACAUGUCUCCAGCAAUUGGUGCACAUCAAUGAUGCAACAGCAGUGCUUUCACUCCUCCAACCAGCACCAGAAACCUUUGAGUUAUUUGAUGAUCUUAUAUUGAUGGCAGAGGGAAAGAUAGUAUACCAUGGCCCCUGCAGUCAAGCACUCCAGUUCUUUAAGGAUUGCGGUUUCUGGUGCCCUGAAAGAAAAGGAGUGGCAGACUUUCUUCAAGAGGUAACCUCUAAGAAGGAUCAAAGGCAAUACUGGUACCGCACAGAUAUUCCUUACAGUUAUGUUUCAGUGGAUGAGUUCUCUCAGAUUUUCAAAACAAGUUACUGGGGAAGAAUGUUAGAUGAUGAGCUCUCGCAACCAUAUGAUAAAUCUCAAUCCCAUGAAAGUUCUUUAUCAUAUAGCAAGUACUCCUUAGGAAAAUGGGAUUUGUUUAAAGCUUGUAUGAAGAGGGAGAUUCUUCUCAUGAAACGAAACUCAUUUAUCUAUAUAUUCAAAACUGUGCAGCUUACAAUCACUGCAAUCAUAACAAUGACGGUCUUUUUGCGCACACAACUUGACGUGGACUUGUUAGGAUCAAACUAUUUAUUAGGUUCAUUGUACUAUACACUUGUACGCCUAAUGACAAAUGGAGUUGCCGAGUUGAUAAUGACUAUUACUAGACUCCCCGUUGUUUAUAAGCAGAAAGCAUUCUAUCUCUAUCCAGCUUGGGCUUACUGUCUUCCAGCUGCCAUACUAAAGAUUCCAUUUUCAGUCCUUGAUUCUCUUGUUUGGACAUCAAUAACAUAUUAUGUUAUAGGCUACAGCCCAGAAAUAACAAGGCAUGUAAAUAUAGUCAAACUUUUUCUCAUUUCUUUUGCAAGUUUUUUCUUACAUAUUUUUUGUUGGACCAGGUUCCUCCGCCAGUUCCUUUUGCUUAUCGCUCUGCACAUGUCAUCAACCUCUAUGUGCCGUUCCCUUGCCGCAGUGUUUAAAACUGAUGUUGCAGCUACAACUGUUGGUUCUUUGGUCUUAGUACUUAUGUUCUUGUUUGGAGGCUUUAUUCUUCCUCGACCGUCGUUACCAAAGUGGUUGAGGUGGGGGUUUUGGGUUUCUCCCAUGUCAUAUGGGGAAAUAGGAAUAACACUCAAUGAAUUUCUUGCUCCUCGCUGGCAAAAGAUUCAAGAGGGAAACAUCACCGUUGGAAGGGAGGUUCUCAAGAGUCGUGGUUUAGACUUUGAUAGCAACUUCUUCUGGAUAUCAAUUGGAGCAUUACUUGGUUUCGCAGUAGUAUUUGAUAUACUAUUUAUAGUAGCAUUAACUUACUUAAAAGAGCCAAAGCAAUCUCGAGCUUUAGUUUCGAAAAAGAGGCUGCCUCAACUAAAAAGAGGAGAAAAAAACAAUGAAGUGGAAUUAAAAAAUAAGUCAGUAGCAGUUGAUAUUACCCACACAUCCAAGGAAGCUCAAAGCACAGGGAAAAUGGUCUUGCCCUUUUUGCCACUGUCAAUAGCAUUUAAGGAUGUUCAGUAUUUUGUUGACACACCUCCGGAGAUGAAAAAACACGGUUCAAAUGAGAAAAAUCUACAAUUGCUCUGCGAUAUCACGGGAGCGUUUAGGCCAGGAAUCCUUACUGCAUUGAUGGGAGUCAGUGGAGCAGGGAAGACAACACUCAUGGAUGUCCUUUCAGGAAGAAAAACUGGAGGUAUCAUUGAAGGAGAUAUAAGAAUUGGAGGGUACCCUAAAGUGCAAAAGACAUUUGCAAGAGUUUCAGGUUACUGUGAGCAGAACGACAUACAUUCUCCAUAUAUAACAGUAGAAGAAUCUGUUCGAUAUUCAGCUUGGUUGCGGUUGCCAAGCGAGAUUGAUUCAGCUACAAAAGGGAAAUUUGUUGAAGAAGUUCUUGAAACAAUUGAACUUGAUGAUAUAAAGGAUAAUUUAGUUGGUAUCGCUGGUCAAAGUGGCUUAUCUACUGAGCAACGUAAAAGACUAACAAUAGCAGUAGAGCUUGUAUCCAAUCCUUCAAUAAUUUUUAUGGAUGAACCUACAUCAGGUUUGGAUGCCCGAGCUGCUGCUGUAGUUAUGCGUGCAGUGAAGAAUGUUGUUGCCACCGGUAGGACCACAGUUUGCACCAUACAUCAGCCAAGCAUCGAUAUAUUUGAGACUUUUGAUGAGUUGAUUCUAAUGAAAUCUGGAGGCAAGAUCAUAUAUAAUGGAAUGCUAGGCCAUCAUUCAAAUAGACUGAUCGAAUAUUUUCAGAGUAUACCGGGAGUUCCAAAGAUCAAGGACAAUUAUAAUCCUGCAACCUGGAUGUUGGAAGCUACUUCUGCAUCUGUAGAAGAUGAACUUAAAAUAGAUUUUGCAAAUAUAUAUAAAGAGUCGCACCUUCACCGGGAUACCCUUGAAUUGGUGAGACAGAUAAGUGAACCAGAACCAGGUUCUAAAGACUUGCAUUUUUCAACUCGCUUCCCACAAAAUAACUUGGGGCAGUUUAUGGCAUGCCUAUGGAAGCAACACUUGUCCUAUUGGAGAAGUCCCGAGUACAAUUUAAUACGAUUUGUGUUCAUGAUUGUUGCAGCAAUAAUAUUUGGGGCGGUAUUUUGGCAGAAAGGGAAGGAAAUAAACACUCAGCAGGAUUUGUUCAAUGUGUUUGGAUCAAUGUAUAUUGCUGUAAUAUUCUUGGGAAUAAAUUACUGUUCAACAAUUUUACCGUACGUGGCAACUGAGCGCUCCGUCCUAUAUCGAGAAAAAUUUGCAGGAAUGUAUUCUUCCAUGGCUUAUUCAUUUGCACAGGUGGCUAUUGAAAUACCAUAUAUCUUAGUGCAAGCAAUUUUAUAUGUGGCUAUCACAUAUCCAAUGAUAGGUUUCCAUUGGUCAGUUCAGAAGCUCUUUUGGUACUUCUAUACCACAUUCUGCACAUUUCUAUACUUUGUGUAUCUUGGAAUGCUGGUAAUGUCAUUAAGCUUAAAUCUGGAUUUAGCUUCAGUACUGUCAACUGCAGUCUACACCAUAUUCAAUCUCUUUUCUGGAUUCCUCAUGCCAGGACCUAAAAUUCCUAAAUGGUGGGUUUGGUGCUACUGGAUUUGCCCUACAGCUUGGUCCUUGAAUGGCCUAUUAACUUCACAGUAUGGAGACAUGGACAAGGAAAUACUCAUAUUUGGAGACAAAAAAUCAGUUGGUUCCUUUCUAAAGGAUUACUAUGGGUUCAGGCAUGACAGAUUAAGUGUUGUGGCUGUGGUGCUCAUUGCUUACCCAAUUAUCUAUGCAUCCCUCUUUGCAUAUUGUAUAGGGAAAAUAAACUACCAAAAGAGAUAGAAACAAGAUAUUACAGAUUGCUUCUUCUGCAGUUUGGUUGCUACAAUUUUCAUGUAUAGAAAUAUAGGAAUACAAGGCUACAUCAUUGAGAAAACCUCUCUUGCAAUUGUUUAUACAUAAUAUACAUUUUUUUUUUGUUUUUUUGUUUUUGUAGUAAAUGAUGUAGAUUGGGUUAUUCUAUCAUGUAUUUUUGGGUUUUGAUUUGAAAUUGUUCAUUGUUUUAAUUGUUAUUUUGGAAUUUGAUUUAUAAAUGAAUCAUUUUAUUGUA